UACUGUGGCAACUCCUAACGGGAGCAGCUGAAAGAAGAAGAUAUGUCAGGAACAUGCAAAUUAGUGAACAUUCGGCGUGCAUUUCUACACGGUGGUCACGUUUUAGAGGUUUCACCUCGGUUAGUGUGGAAGAUGGGAGGCUGGAUUCAGACCCUGUACCUCUGUGUGGUUAUUGGCGUCCUGCUGGAUGGCAGCUGGGCUAAGAAAAGUCAAGACAUGCGCUGUGGAGCCUGCAGGGCACUCGUUGAUGAGAUGGAAUGGGGAAUCUCGCAAGUUGACACUAAGAAAAUGAUCCAGACGGGGUCCUUCCGCAUCAAUCCUGAUGGCAGCCAGUCAGUGACUGAGAUGCCAUAUGCCAGGUCUGAGUCUCACCUCCUAGAACUCAUGGAGGUCAUCUGUGAGAAAAUGACAGAGUAUGGCGAAAAAGAAGACCCAACCAGUCACCGGAAAACGUACGAGCGCAUCGUCUCUCGGGAUGGAAAGAGGAUGGAUGUUUCUGAAACCAAACUUAACUCGGAAGUGACUGCCAGCCUCAAGUUUGCCUGUGAGACCAUCGUGGAGCAAUAUGAAGAUGAGCUUAUUGAAUUUUUCUCUCAUGAGGCGCAGAAUGUGAAGGACAAGCUUUGCAGCAAGCGGACUGAUCUCUGUGACCAUGCUCUCCAUAUACCUCACGAUGAGCUGUGACGAAUAGGGCCAAUAAGAUGGCAGUCAGCAUAGAACUUGGACUUCUCAGCUUCAUGUGAUUUCAACAACCUCUGAACGUUUUUUUUUUUGGGAUACCACAUCAGCAGCAGCAAGAAGUGCACCUGUGCCACCCCCUCCUCAAUAACACCCUGCCUCUGGAACAUUCUUCUGUUUGCCUUUGACAGAUGGUUAGAUCUCACUGCCUUGACAACACAGGUGAAAGGUCACGUCACGUGCCUGUUGAAGGUUUGGCAGCUCGUUCUGUUGGCUCCCAUUCUUUACUCUGGGGUCUCUUGUUACAGUAUGUUCAAGAAGACUGCUUUGCAGCAUGGUACUGGGAACCAACAGUAGAUAAUCCAUCAUUGUCAUUGAUUUCAGUGUGCACUGCUGUACACAAGUUUUGGAGGCUGUCAGUUGGCUGAACCUUCUCCUAAAUGACUUGACGUAGUAGGGGGGCUACCAAGAGGAUGUCACUUCAGGUUGGGGAAUCGCCAUCUCUGGGGAAGUGACUAUGCAGGGAGGGACAAGCAGGGAUUCAGAUUUUUUAUUUUUUUGUUUCUCUCUCUCUUUCAAGAGUAAUUUGUCACAGCCGUAAAACGUCAAGAUUUAGUUGCAUCCGUUUUAGAGAUUGCCACUGUCAAACGCAGGAGCAUAACUGCCGGGUUACUGAAAAAACAUUGAAGUUUUUCUUCAUGGUGCUUGUAUUUGUGCCCACUCUGUCUGAGUUGAGGGUUACAUCUCCAUCAAAAAGAACACAUUCCAUUAUGAUGCAUACUUUUUUCCAAUAAAAUGUCUAUUUAUAUAGCAAUGA
Molecule: messenger RNA, 1495 nt
Organism: Polypterus senegalus (gray bichir)
Lineage: Eukaryota; Metazoa; Chordata; Cladistia; Polypteriformes; Polypteridae
Gene: cnpy2
Product: canopy FGF signaling regulator 2
Exons: 6
Coding region: 43-684 (213 amino acids)
Cellular component (GO): endoplasmic reticulum
Source: RefSeq, a predicted model, not a curated record